Molecule: messenger RNA, 1467 nt
Organism: Zootoca vivipara (common lizard)
Lineage: Eukaryota; Metazoa; Chordata; Lepidosauria; Squamata; Lacertidae
Gene: PTHLH
Product: parathyroid hormone like hormone
Biological process (GO): bone mineralization
Cellular component (GO): extracellular region
Molecular function (GO): hormone activity
Source: RefSeq, a predicted model, not a curated record
GGCCGGGGAGAUCUCGGAGGGCAAGGACAGAAGGACUCGCCACCACUCUAGGCUCGCUCUCUGUGCGCGUGCAAGUAGAGAACCCUCGUUGCACGCAGAAAUGUAGCGCAUCAGGGACCAAAGCUUUCACGCCACCUCCCCGCCUCCUGCCCUGAGGGAUUUUCUGCUUGCGGGGAGGUUGCUUUGAAAUGCGAAGUGCUCCUCGCAAUACGGAAAGGCGCGGUCCAUUCUGCUGCCUUCUCCCUCACGGCCGUCUGCUUGCGGGGAUAACCCCGAUUUUGCAUCCCACGAGCUCCGAGGACCCAGAGGAUCUUGCUGGCGGCCGGGCGUGGGAGGGGGCGCUCUUCCGCCGGCAGCGCUGGGGUCUCGGCCCAUGUUCCCCGGCCAAUGCCUCCUCCUCCUCCAGCAGGUUUCCCAGAGGCGGCGGCUCUCUCCGCUGCCUCCCUCCUCCCUUUCGCAUCGCUUUGCGUGCGCGCGCGUGUAUGUUAGUAAGUACAGUAUUGCAAGCAGAGAAGACAACUUGCCGGAAGCUCCUGACCUGAACCCUGAUUUCUAGGUUCCAAAGACUCCCAGCGAAGCGACGAUGUUCCCCAGGCUCUUUCAGCAGUGGAGUUUCCUGGUUUUCCUACUGAGUUACUGUGUACCCUCCUCUGAGAGAUCGCUGGAAGGGAAUAGCCGCAGACUCAGCAAAAGGACAGUAUCAGAAUACCAGCUGUUGCAUGAUAAAGGAAAGUCUUUGCAAGAUAUUCGAAGACGAAACUUCCUGCAAAAUUUAAUUGAAGGGGUUAACACAGCCGAGAUCCGGUCUAUGUCAGAGGUAUCACCAAACCCUAAACCUGCCACCAUCGCAAAGAAUUAUGCUGUCCGGUUGGGCAGUGAAGAUGAAGGCAAGUGCCUGACUCAAGAGACCAACAAAGCCCAGACGUACAAAGAGCAGCCUCUUAAGGCUCCAGGAAAGAAAAAGAAAGGAAAGCCCGGGAAACGUAAAGAGCAAGAGAAGAAAAAAAGGAGGAUUCGUUCAGCCUGGUUCAGCUCAAGAGGGUCUGGAAGUGAAAUGACACAGAUCCCCCUCUUGGACAUCUUUGGAACUACAAAUAUCAAUACAAGGAGGCGUUGACAUCAUCAGCUGAGAUUUUUGGAAAACACACUGCAGUAUUCUGUAAUAGUCAACAUAUGGAAAGUGUUAGAAUUAUUUAUUAUCUGUAAAUAUUGUAAAUGUAUCAGAAUAAAACGUUGGCCACAGAUGCUCUCCAAAACUGCACAUUUGAACAUUGUGAAUAUUGGGAGAUUCUUUUUGUGCAAAGACAAUUCUUGUUGUCCAUUUACCAUAAUUUAUUUUGUUGAAUGAUGUAUUUAUUUCCAUGAACGUUUAUCUUGGUGCUGCUGACUUUCUAUAAUUUUUGUAACAUAAUGCACUUUAGAUAUACAUUAUGUCUUUUGUUGAUACAACAUAAAUAAAUGGUUCCU